Molecule: messenger RNA, 1887 nt
Organism: Fragaria vesca subsp. vesca
Lineage: Eukaryota; Viridiplantae; Streptophyta; Magnoliopsida; Rosales; Rosaceae
Product: ankyrin repeat-containing protein At3g12360-like
Exons: 3
Coding region: 1-1887 (628 amino acids)
Cellular component (GO): plasma membrane
Molecular function (GO): protein phosphatase regulator activity; protein phosphatase 1 binding
Source: RefSeq, a predicted model, not a curated record
AUGGAUCCAAGGCUUAUAGUGUGCAUUAGCAGCAACAACGUACCUGAAUUUGUCGACUUACUUCAUGAAAAUGAAGGAAUUAUUUUGCAAAGAACAGCUGAUUCCUUCAGCACAGUUUUACACCUUGCUUCAAAACUGGGACAUAUUGACAUGGUCCUGGAAACUAUUAAGUUAUGCCCUGAAUUGGUUGCUGCUGAAAACAAGUACCUUGAGACUCCAGUACAUGAAGCUUGUCGCCUUGGAAAUGCCAACAUCUUGAAGCUGCUAUUAGAAGCCAAUCCUCAAGCAGCAUGUAAGCUCAAUGUUCAGAAAAAGAGUGCUUUGUUUCUAGCUUGCAGUCUGGGCCAUCUUGAUGCAGUCAAUCUCCUAUUGAAUCAACCUUGGAUGGAGAGCUUAGAGAAUGUUGGACUUGAUCAAACAUGUAUUCAUGUUGCUGCAUCCAACGGACACACAGAUAUUGUUAGAGAGAUGCUAAACAUCUGCCCUAACUAUGCUCAAAUGGCUGAUGACAAUGGGAAUUCACCUUUGCACUUUGCUUGCAACAAAGGGCAUCGGGAAAUAACCUGGUUACUCCUAAGGCGAGAUGUCAAUCUGGCCUUGCAGUAUAACAACAAUGGUUAUACACCUUUGCACUUGGCAGCAAUAAAUGGAAACAUAUCAGUCCUUGAAGACUUCGCACUGAAAGCUCCAGCGGCUUUUCAUUAUCUCACAAAAGAAGAGGAGUCAAUAUUUCAUCUGACUGUGAGAUACGGAAAAUAUCAAGCUUUGUUAUUAUUGGUGAAUGUUGCUAACAGUACUAAUCUCCUUCACUGUCAAGAUCGCUACGGUAACACCAUCUUGCACCUUGCAGUUUCUGGAGCGCGUUAUGAGAUUGCUGAGUACUUGAUGAACAAAGAAAAGAUGGAGAUCAAUUCGCGGAACAGUAAAGGACUUACUGCAUUUGACCUCCUCAGUCAGGCCAGAGACAGUGCAGAGGCUCGUCAUCUUCAGACAAUAUUCCAUAAAGCCGGUGGUGAAAGAUGCACUACUGUGACAAGUACUACUUGUUCACCAGAAACAUCUUCUGCAUGGCAGAGUUACAUAUUCGAAUCAGACAUGUCCAUUACAAUCGAAAAUUCUUUACCCUCUUUGCAAGAAAUAACCUGCACUCAGCCAGAAGACCAAUACAAGUCAAGACAAUCAUCACUCCACAAUCACGUUCAAGGGAGAUUUGACAAUGAAGCAUACAAACUGAAGUCCUCCCCCUCUACCAAAUCGCAUCAUCAACGUAGCAAGUCUUUGAGCAAAAGGCACCGUGAAGAUCAUAAGCAGCAUAAGAUGUACAGAGAGGCGAUCCAGAAUGCCAGGAACACCAUAACACUUGUUGCCAUUUUAAUUGCAACAGUCACUUUUACUGCUGGAAUCACCCCUCCUGGCGGUGUUUAUCAGGAUGGAGCGAUGAAAGGGAAGUCGAUAGCAGGCACAACAACAGCUUUCAAGGUGUUUGCAGUAAGCAAUUACAUUGCUCUCUUUUCAUCACUGUCAAUAGUUGUUGUGCUUGUCAGUAUCAUACCCUUUAGACGAAAACCGCAGAUGAGACUGUUGGUGUUUUCCCACAAGAUCAUGUGGGUAGCUGUGGCUUUCAUGGCAACAGGUUAUGUUGCAGCCACAUGGGUGGUCAUGCCGAGAAAUCAAGGGACGGCCUUUGUGUUUGUGGCUCUACUGGCUGUCAGUGGUGGCACUCUGGGAACAAGCUUCAUUGGUUUAGGAGUGAUGCUGGUGGAUCAUUGGCUAAGAAAGCUGAAUUGGAGAAAACUCAAAAGGGGAAUCUGGGGUGGUGCAGAUGAAAUUGAGAGCCAAAAUUCUGAUGUCGAGAGCUCAUUCCAUCAAGGCUAUCACUCAUACUGA